Messenger RNA from Caenorhabditis elegans, 869 nucleotides. RefSeq lists its product as uncharacterized. Lineage: Eukaryota; Metazoa; Nematoda; Chromadorea; Rhabditida; Rhabditidae. The transcript has 7 exons. Bases 1 to 669 code for a protein of 222 amino acids. The record is from RefSeq and is marked reviewed.
AUGGACAAAUCAAAAACUUUAUUCGAGCGGGAGCUGGAGCUGGCAGCAAUUCUUCAAGUGCCGGUCACCAAGCGCUACGGAAUUGUAGAGAUUGAAGAGAAGCCGCACAAGAGAUAUUACAGACCGGAAGUGUUGAAAAUAUACAUGAGAAGGAACUAUCCAACUUUAUCUAUGAGAUCCGACUUAAUGGAUGCAUUGAACAAAAAUUUCCAGUCAUCUACUCAUGCUUAUUUCAGGCACUCCAAAGUCAACAAAAUGCAAAAUAUAACCAACGCUCACAACUAUAUCAAACACCUUCUAUCACAAUCCGGCUAUUUGCGAUAUCAUAAUCGCCAUUUGAAAGGGGAUAAUUACAAAUAUGUGAUCAGACGUUUUAACGCUGCUUUGAAAAACUAUAAUAAAGAAUUGUAUUUGGUUUUCGAAAAAACCGAUCACAUCCACUUUCUCCACGAAAUGUUGUUCAUCAAGAACCUGCGAAACUAUCCAUUUCCUACAAACUGGGUAUCUCUUGUUGCAUUACACGACAACUCUCCAAAAUUCGAACGUAUUCUGGCAGCUAUUCGGGUUGUAACGGAAUACGAUGGAGAUGCUGCUCCAGAGUUUGAACCGGAUACAGAAGUUAACGAAGACAAUGAGUUACUUCUUGCAAUGUGCAAAGAUUUUGAUUAAGUUAGUUGGAAAGCCAUGUUAUUGCUUUAAAAAAUGUAUCUCAAAUUUCGAAAGUUUACAAGUUCCUCAUUUUAUAUCAAUUGUCUCAAUCUUGUGAUGUUUUUUUACAAUAAUUAUUCCUAUUUUCUAACGUUUUUAUUGUUAUUAUGGAAUGUAUUCCAAUUUUUGUUUUUUAAUAAAGAUUAUAAAGGUUUUUGAAA